Molecule: messenger RNA, 498 nt
Organism: Lodderomyces theae
Lineage: Eukaryota; Fungi; Ascomycota; Pichiomycetes; Serinales; Debaryomycetaceae
Exons: 1
Coding region: 1-498 (165 amino acids)
Source: RefSeq, a predicted model, not a curated record
AUGCAAUUCCUCAAUGCAAAGUCGCUAUUAUACAUCAGGGUUGUUGCCCUUUUCGUCCUAGCUUACUACCUAGUUCAAGAUCCAGAGGGUCUUUGUUCAGCAGGAUUCGUCAUCCUUUUGGGCCAAGCAAUGCAAGUACCAGCCUUGCACUUGAAUUCAAAUAGUCCUGUCUUGGGUAUGUUGUCCGUACUCGUUUCGACCCAAGCUCUAAGUGAUUUGAUCCCAUUGAUUGCUGAGAAUUGGCACUAUUUUGAGACUUUGGUACCGGUGAGAUUGUUCUUUUCCUUUAUGCUCACUGCUUAUAUGUACUUUGUACCCACCAGCAAAAUCAGCAACAGUUUAGUCGCUACGUAUGCCAUGUUUGAAGUUUGGGUAAACUUUCUUAUCUACAACAACUUACGUGACGAAAAGUUUUACCGGAUGAAGAAGUUUGUUGAAGAGAAUGCAAAUGCUAUAAAGCAAGCUCAGGAUGACAAGGUGUAUGUUAUUGAAGAAUAG